Molecule: messenger RNA, 725 nt
Organism: Cantharellus anzutake
Lineage: Eukaryota; Fungi; Basidiomycota; Agaricomycetes; Cantharellales; Hydnaceae
Exons: 2
Source: RefSeq, a predicted model, not a curated record
GGACAUACUGUAUGGUUGGAACGGUAUAUCCUGUACUCUCCCAGGGGAUAAGCAAGAACAAAUGCUGCGUACCAUUCGGGGACUUGAAAAUGUCAAUAUGAUUCGAUCAGGUUACAGUGUCGAAUAUAACUGUAUCAAUGCUCGGGAGCUCAAAGGUCAGCUUCUUGGCCUCAUUCGUGGGUCUCCGUUAUCACCGUGCAGCAACUCUUGAGACGAAACGUAUACCUGAAUUGUUUCUCGCUGGUCAUAUAAAUGGUAUGCCAAGGCUCGUACGUAUAUGGUUUUGAUUGUAAUGCUUUUUUCAGGCACUACUUGAUACGAAGAGGCCGCCGCCCAAGGCAUUCUUGCGGGUGCUAAUGCGGGACUUUCUGCGCUUUAUCGAUCGCCAAAGAAGCAGUUUGUACUAACGCGAGCGGAUGGCGUUUGGGGAGUGAUGGUCGAUGACCUGAUUUCAAGGGGCGCCGGAGAACCGUAUCGCAUGUUUACCAGUAGGAGCGAAUAUCGUAUGACUAUCAGAGGUGAUAAUGCAAACAUGAGGCUCACCGAUUUGGCCUUCCAUCGUUCAGCUCCAUUGCUGAACACAAAACAAGUGUAGGUCGAGCUGUCGGAAUCGUCUCUGAUAGAAGAUGGACGAGCACACAUCGAGUCCCCAAGUUUGCGGUCUGAAAAGAAAAGAAUAGGAACUCUUCACUUACAACCUUAUCUCAAGGGAUGGAAUGCCGCAG